AUGAAGUCACCUGUCACAACAAAAGAGAUACAAAGUCUAACGGGUAGGGCGGCAGCUCUCAACCGAUUCCUUUCAAGAUCUACCGACAAGUGCAGGCUAUUUUUCAAAGCCUUGAAGAAGGGACACAAAUACAAGUGGGAUGACGAGUGUGAUGUAGCUUUUCAAAACUUGAAAACUUACCUCACUUCACCUCCAAUACUCUCAAAACCGAUACCAGGCGAAGACUUGUACAUCUACCUGGCAGUGUCCGACUCAGCUGUUAGCUCAGCUAUCAUCCGAGAAGAGCUAGGGGCACAACAUCUGGUAUUCUACACUUCAAAAGCUCUCCUUGAUGCAGAGACUCACUAUCCGAAAAUGGAGAAGCUCAUUUUUUCGCUUGUGGUUUCUGCGAGAAAGCUAAGGCCCUACUAUCAAGCACACCAGAUUAUUGUCAUAACAGAAUUUCCUUUGAGAUCGAUCCUUCACAGCCCCGACGCUUCUCAGCGACUCAUGAAAUGGGCUAUCAAACUCAGUCAAUACGACCUUCUCUACCAGCCGAAGACUGCUAUAAAAGCCCAAGCUUUAGCAGAUUUUGUUGUAGAGUUUACUCCGACAUCCGAAGAAGAGAAGAUGGUCAUGAAAAGCAAGGAAAAAGCAGACGACACCUCCCCCACCGGUUCGAACCUACCUAACGACAUGUGGCAGUUGCAUGUAGACGGAGCAUCAAAUCACAAAGAAGCGGGAGUAGGGGUCGUCAUAAUCACCCCAGAUGGAACCUUGUUGGAACAAGCUAUCACACUAGGCUUUUCUGCUUCAAACAAUGAGGCAGAAUAUGAGGCAUUGCUUGCAGGACUGCGCCUAGCGAAAGAACUGUCGAUCAAGAGAUUGGUCAUCUACUUAGACUCCUAG
This is a messenger RNA of Prunus armeniaca (apricot), 888 nucleotides long. NCBI's taxonomy places the organism in Eukaryota, Viridiplantae, Streptophyta, Magnoliopsida, Rosales, Rosaceae. The record is from the annotation of a GenBank genome assembly.